Molecule: messenger RNA, 204 nt
Organism: Rodentolepis nana
Lineage: Eukaryota; Metazoa; Platyhelminthes; Cestoda; Cyclophyllidea; Hymenolepididae
Source: the annotation of a GenBank genome assembly
AUGGGGCGGCGUCAGGAUGUCAAGUCAAAAAGGGAGGAGGUGCGUGCGCUUAAGGCACAUGCUCGGAUAAAACCCAUGAAUUUAUCUAAAACAUUAUUUGAACUAGUGGAGUAUAUUACUCAACGCGAAGGCAAAGACCCUCUUCUCUAUCCCCCAAAAGACAACCCAUUCCGUGAAAAGAAAAUCGCUUGCGCCGUUCUCUAA